CAAGCGAAUGUGCGUGAGGACGCGGAUACCAGCCAGUGGCCCCAGCAGGAGCUCCUCUUGAUCACUGGGAUUUUUCCCACGGUGCGACAAAGGACGGUCCUCAUAGCAAAGAAGCUAAUUUCGGGCAGCCAUAUGCAGUCAUUACAUAAUGCCGUGCUAAAAUUGUAUUUUUAUGAAGAAGGACAGAAGUGGUCAUGUAAAUUAGGUUUCUCGGCUAUCAGUUCUAUGGAUAGAAAUGUCAGCUGUGAGGGAGAGCCGCCCAACUCCGAGCAGAUCCUUCGCAACAUCGACUUUGAAACUAGCACAUUAUAUGUGGUGCUAACAGCAAUGUCAGUGAUUGGAAGUCUAGUGUAUCUGGAAGAAGUCGUCUACAUAUUGAAGAAAAUCCCCCCAUCAUACAAAAGGAAGACUUACAUUUGGGUAACUGGAGCCCCCCCAGUAAUUUCAGCAGCGUCUUGCAUUGCUCUUUGGGUCCCUCGCUCCUCUAUGCUUACAGAAUUCACGGCUUCUAUCUACUUCACAAUCUGCAUCCACAAGUUCCUUGUGAUGAUGGUAGAGGAGUACGGGGGCGACGAUGCUUUACUCAACAGACUGCAUGGUGCGCCCAUGAGAAUCAGCACAGGCCCCUGCUGCUGCUGCUGCCUAUGUCUGCCUCCAGUUCCUAUGUCCAGGAUGACAUUAAAUAUUCUCAAAUGUGGGACUCUGCAGGCUGCCUUUCUUAGACCUGUUCUACUGUUCUUUGCCAUGGUGCUCUGGACAAAUGGAAACUAUGAACAUGGAAAGAUGAAACCAGAUGCUGCAUUCCUGUGGAUAACCAUCCUCUCCAUGGCAGCAUUUAUCCUCUCACUAUGGCCGAUAGCAAUAAUUUUUUCCAAAGCUAAGUCUUGUUUGUCUAGGCUCAACAUAGUACCCAAAUUUGCUCUGAAUCAGUGCAUUCUGAUUCUGACCCAGGCCCAAGGUGGAAUCAUCAGCCUGCUUGUUGGCACUGGGAUCAUAGCAUGUGCACCACCCUUUCCUGCCAGGGCCAGAGGAGCAUUUAUGAACCAGCAGCUGCUUGUAAUGGAGAUGUUCAUUAUCACCAUCCUGUCACGCUGCUAUUACAGACGUAAAUACGCUGACUUGAACCCUGAAGACACUGGACCAUCUGGAGAUCAGGAAACCCAGAAGGAUAUAAGGUGAACAGAAGCAAAAGCACAAGCAGCCCAAUGCUGGGGUAAAAUAGACAGCCACAGGAGGAGGCCAUGUUACAAAUAGAAAUAAAUUAUGGACACUUACUGUAAGACAAGACUUUACAUAUUAAAACAUACAACAAGUAUGGACAUUUAAUUAUUGUUGUUUAGGGAAAACAUUGUCUAUUUGUAAACUGGGCUCUGCUUUCUUUGCAGUUCUCACUUAUCAUACAGAUACUCUUCAGUUUAGAAAUUUUAGCCAGAAGUCUCAGUAUGGCAUCAUAUAUUGUAGUUCUCUAUUUCAUUAACAAAUGCAACACAUUGGUGUGAAUCCAGUAUGAAUGGAAAGGGGGCAGUAAAAAAUGAUUCACAGUAAGUGGAAAGCUGAGGACCUCUUUACACUUUUUUAUUGCAAAUUGUGUUACAGCACAUAUCAAAAACAAACCCACAUAAUCAGAUUGUUUUAGGUAUAUUACAAUAAAAAUCAGUAUGGAAUGAUCCAUGCAGUACUUCCAUAUAAAUUAUACUUUAGUGAUGCAGCAGAUUGUACUGUUGUGGUAGAAAUUUAACAACUUAUUAAAAAAAAGAAACAUCCUCUAACAGGACAAAUCAGUUAUCAGGCAGGAGAAAAGCUCUUCAUGGUAUUUUUUAAUUACUCCUCGGCAAAUACCUUAGAGGGAGCAUUCUUCAAAAGCAUUUUAUAAACUAUUGAAUUUACAUACAGUGUCAAACAAUGCAUGCAUUUUAGUCUGGUUGGUUCAUUGGUUUACACCCAAAUGAUUUAUAUAAAAUAAAAGUCUGUUAAAUUAUAUUCUGGUUCUUCUUAUACAUUUGAAUUAAGCCACCACCCUUGAAAUUUAUGUGCAUAUAACAAUUGUCCAUUCUGGUUCUUUAUAGGACCUGCUGAUUUCUUAGUCAUCUUUCAGUACAUUUUGUUGUUCACUUGACCUUUAUCUGAUAUGCCUGCAAAGGUUUCUGACAUUUAUUAACCCUUUAUGCUAUUUCUUUAAGGUGAAAACUAUCCUACCCUAAACCUAUUCUUCAACAUUCCCCACUUUGUCCCACUAAAACUGUAAGGACCAGUUUCCUACUGUAACUCUAUUCCCAAUCUGUAUAAAACGUGCGUACAGUAUACUAAAUAUGUCUCCCUCCCCUUUGGGGCUAAAAAGAAGUAAAAGAUUCAUGGCUAGCUGAAUUUGGGGACUAACAGAAAUCAGUAGAAAUCAUUUAUAUCUAAGAUAAAAUCACAGAAAUUAAUAAUCCUCUUUAAUAAAAUCCCUGUGUGCGUCCAGGUGUCCGUGUGUGUGUGUGUGUCUUCUGGUGAAGUGCGCAUGCGUGGGGCACGGUGCGAUGCGCAAUAUUACUGUCAGAGAAACUUACAGGCGUUUUACGGAAAUACAAACCAGUAUUACUGCAAGAGAAAAUUAAAGGUACACAAUACAGUGACGCAUAUUACAGCCACAUACAAGCCAGUAUUACUGUCAGAGAAAAUUAAAGGCAUAUUACCGACGCGCA
Messenger RNA from Erpetoichthys calabaricus (reedfish), 2684 nucleotides. Its product is annotated as organic solute transporter subunit alpha-like. Gene Ontology annotation, biological process: transport. Gene Ontology annotation, molecular function: transporter activity. Bases 133 to 1179 code for a protein of 348 amino acids. The transcript is spliced from 8 exons. The record is from RefSeq and is a predicted model, not a curated record. NCBI's taxonomy places the organism in Eukaryota, Metazoa, Chordata, Cladistia, Polypteriformes, Polypteridae.